Tribolium castaneum (red flour beetle) is the source of this 2479-nucleotide messenger RNA. RefSeq names its product Ionotropic receptor 21a (gene Ir21a). The transcript is spliced from 4 exons. Gene Ontology annotation, cellular component: membrane. The record is from RefSeq and is a predicted model, not a curated record. NCBI's taxonomy places the organism in Eukaryota, Metazoa, Arthropoda, Insecta, Coleoptera, Tenebrionidae. Gene Ontology annotation, molecular function: ligand-gated monoatomic ion channel activity.
UUCAGUCGUUCGGUCAAACAAUGCAGCGCGGUCUCAUUGUCCUAAAACUGUGUCUAACUGCUUUGGCACUUAAAAGUUUGGAUAAAAGGGCCUUGCAAAAGUCACACGAAAAGUCGCAACUCGAGAAAUGGGAAGACAAAUUUCUAAAUCGCGACCCAAGCUUCGACCAAACCGCUUCUCUGGUCAACUUAAUAAGUAAGGUAGCUCUGGACGAGUUGUCCGGAUGUUCGGCCAUUAUCCUUUACGACAAGUUCACGGAGACUAGUAGCGACUUGCUCCUUGAAAAACUGUUCCGAACGUUCCCAAUCCCUUACCUACACGGCCAAAUCACCGAUAAAUAUCACAUGAAAGUGCCCAAGUUGCAAACAAGUCAGGACACUUGCACCGGCUAUAUCCUGUUCCUGAAGGACGUGAUGCGGAGCAAGGAUGUUGUGGGCCCCCAAACCAACAAUAAAGUUGUUCUAGUCUCGCGUUCGUCGCAGUGGAGGGUUUACGAGUUUUUGGCCAGCGAGCAGUCACAGAGUUUUAUGAAUUUGCUGGUUAUUGCGAAAUCGGAGAAAAUCGUUUCGUCAAGCAUUGCAAGACUGAUUUGCUUAGCAUUGCGUGAAGUAACGUUCGUUUUGUAGGAACUUCCGUACAUUUUGUACACACAUAAAUUGUAUACUGAUGCUUUGGGCUCAAGCGUCCACCAGGUGCUCACUUCCUGGAGGAAUGGGUCUUUUACCAGACCUGGAGUGAACUUGUUCCCCAAAAAAAUCGUCGAGGGGUUUGCGGGACAUAGGUUUAUUAUCUCGCUAGCCCACCAGCCUCCGUUCGUCAUCAAAAAGGAACUUGACGAAAAUAAUGACGUUCAGUGGGAGGGCAUUGAAGUCCGUUUGGUCAACCUCUUAUCAAAGCUUUUUAACUUCACGACUGAUUAUCGUGAAGCUGGACAAACAUCGAAGCUUGGGUCAGCUGAAUCCGUCACAAGUGUGAUUACGCAAAAUGGGGCCAAUUUGGGAAUCGGCGGUCUUUACAUAACCGAUACUCGUCUAAAAGCGACAGAUAUGUCUCACAUCCACUCUCAGGAUUGUGCUGCUUUUAUAUCUUUAGCUUCGACUGCUCUUCCUCGCUAUCGUGCUAUUAUGGGCCCCUUUCAUUGGACCGUUUGGUUAUCUUUAACUCUUGUCUACUUAUUCGCGAUUUUCCCGUUGGCUUUUUCGGACAAACACACACUUAGACAUCUCUUAGACAAACCAGAAGAAGUUGAAAACAUGUUCUGGUACGUCUUUGGGACAUUUACCAAUGCUUUCAGUUUUUUCGGGAAGGACUCGUGGAGCAAAACUGAUAAGUUUGCCACGAGGCUUUUGAUAGGUUUUUACUGGAUUUUUACAAUUAUUGUGACGGCGUGUUACACGGGGUCUAUCAUCGCUUUUGUUACACUUCCGGUGUUUCCGGCAACGGUUGAUUCACCGGAACAGUUAGUAAGGGGUAAAUACACAGUUGGGACUUUGGAUAAAGGAGGGUGGCAAUAUUGGUUCGAAAACUCGACUGAUCCAAUUACCCAAAAAUUACUAACACGGAUUGACUUUGUUCCCGACAUCGAGUCAGGCUUAAAGAACACGACCAAGGCAUUUUUCUGGCCUUAUGCCUUUUUGGGUUCAAGGGCCCAACUCGACUACAUUGUCCGAACAAACUUUACCACAAUGAACAAACGUUCUUUGCUCCACAUCAGCUCCGAAUGUUUCGUUCCGUUUGGCGUAAGCAUAAUAUACAAUAAAAAUGCCCUCUACAGCAAAAUAAUCGACCAAGGCGUGUUGCAAGCCGUCCAAAGCGGCAUAGUUGACAAAAUCAAAAACGACGUCGAGUGGGAAACAAUGCGCUCCGCCUCUGGAAAGCUCCUAGCGGCUAAUUCCUACGGCAAAAGCUUGAAAGCUCUAACCGUCGACGACCGAGCUUUAACACUUGACGACACCCAAGGCAUGUUUUUGCUCCUCGGCAUUGGGUUUCUCCUCGGUGGGGCGUCACUUUUGUCCGAAUGGAUGGGUGGGUGCUUACACUUGUGCAAAGGAAAGCGAAACCAGUCGGCCACAAGCAUCCAAAGUAACUACAGGUCACACGAAGUUCCGACACCGCGCGAAAAGUUGGAUUCGAUGCAGUUCAACUCGUUUGAAAAUCACAAGAUUGAGGAAGAAAUCGUUGAGGAACGCAACUGCAUCAUCCACCGACAGGACGAUGAUGAUAUUGAGGAACACAUUAAUAGGCUUUUCGAUUUUGAGGGGGUUUUUGGGGAAGCUAACCCCGACAGUCGGACUGGACCUGAAGAGGAGCUGAGUGAGGAAAAUGGGAAGAAAUAAACACGAAGCCAGAAAAUAGACAUUUAUUAUGUACACAAGUAAAAAUAAACACAUCACUUGCGUCACUAAGAAAUGACUCUUCAUCCUGGUCCUUUUCCCACAAACUAUGAUUUCACUUUCCUGGAAAAGAAACAUUUGUUUCA